UUGUCACCGGUUUCCCUGCGUCAAAGCUUCAAUUAUGCACAUUUAAGCAAUCAGUAUAAUUGAAAGUUCAAAUCGUGGGGAGCAAAUGUAAGCGGAAAAUGCAUCAAAUCGUGUCGAGGAUGUGACGAUCGUUGCGUAGCAUACCCCCGGUUGCUAAUUAGAUUAGAUAGGGCAACUUGAUUAGUUUGCUCUGAUGUUUUCUGGAGGACUCCCAACAUAUAAACACGACGAGCAUGCUGAAGCCACAUCAAGGUUUGUGCUGGAUGUUGCUUCUUCUGGCAUCGCUGAUCGCCACUUUUAUGCUGGCCUUUAGCUACUGGAUGUUUGUGCCGCGCGAGGAUUCAUUUUGGUCUAUGGUAUCCAACAAUUACAGUGGAACUAGAAUAAAGUACUCCAUGCCGCCGUCAGCAGUACCUGAGGAACUUAAGCUUCGGCAAAGACCGCCGUUCGUUUACCAGAUAUUACAUUGAAAGAAGCAGUAUAGUAUAGUGUUUACAUGCUAUGUAAUCUUACGCUAGUUUAACAAUAAAUUACAUGUACACAGAAGCUGCUUUGGGUGGCUUGGUUGGGGUAGCAGGCAUCACAAGUUAGUGGCUCACAGUCAGACGUC
This is a messenger RNA of Drosophila teissieri, 610 nucleotides long. RefSeq lists its product as uncharacterized. The record is from RefSeq and is a predicted model, not a curated record. The coding region runs from base 234 to 470 and encodes 78 amino acids. Lineage: Eukaryota; Metazoa; Arthropoda; Insecta; Diptera; Drosophilidae. The transcript is spliced from 2 exons.